ACUGACUCACAGGGCCGGCAGUCAGUUUGUUGUUGGUCUGCGGCCGAGUGCAUCCUCGCUGCUGCCCGUCCGGCCUGCGAAUUUCGGCGCCGCAGCGCCCACCGCACACACACCAUGUCCGGCAACGUGCUCCUCCUGCUCGCGGCCCUCACGCUGAAAGGUGCUGCGAGCGUAACACUUUUCAAAGUGGAAGUGCCGGAUUUCAAGAGGGUUGGAGAAUCAGCCACGUUGAUGUGCAAUUAUUCGCUUUCCGACGGCGAGGGACUGUAUUCUGUCAAGUGGUACAAGGACAACGAGGAGUUCUACCGCUACGUGCCGAGAUCUCGACCCGCCACAAUCAGCUACCAAGUCGAUGGCGUCGAGGUUCAGCGCCACUUUUCCAACAACUACAACGUUCACCUGCAAUCACUCAAUUUGCGCUCAAGUGGCCUCUACAGAUGCGAAGUGUCCGCAGAAGCUCCAUCGUUCAGCUCUGUAAACGGCGAGGGUCGUAUGGAAGUUGUCUAUUUGCCAAAACACGACCCGCUCAUGACCGGCGGCGAGAUGGUCUACGCCUUGGGUGACCAGGUCAGCAUCAACUGCACCUCCAGCAAAUCGUACCCGCCUUCUGAGAUGAGAUGGUACAUCAAUAAUCAUCCUGUAAGUGUCCAGUCUAAUGUCUCGGGCGACAACGUCAUCCAGUACGAGCCGGUGGUGCACAAGCACGGCCUCGUCACCACCAGGUCGGGCCUCCGCUUCGAGGCGAUGGAGCACCACUUCGUCAACGGACGCAUGACCGUCAAGUGCACGUCCAACGUCAGCCUGCGAAAGCCGGACAACCCCUUCCAGCAGAACGUGCCCUCGCUGGACAGCAAGUGGGUCGUCAUGGACUUCCUCGGCGGAGCGUCAGGCGUGUCGGCCUGUCCGGCACUGGUGAGCGCGUCGCUGUUGCUGCUGUUGCACCUGCUGUGCAGCCGGAGAGUGCAUUAAAAGGGCCCAAGUCGGUCGGUCGGGGCCGCGCGAUCGCCCUGGGACAAAUCAUUCUUGGUGAUAUUUUGUUAUAAGUGAUCGAACGCUGUUGGCACGAGAAGCAAAGAAAGCAAGCAAGUGACUUUAGAAGAGACGUAUGUAUGUACUACUUAACGCAUCAUCAACAACAAAAGUGUUCCAUCAGGCACCUAUUUACUUAAAUAUAUCAAUGGACUCGAAAUCGUUUUUUAGGAUUGCGCACUGUUCCUGUUCCUUGUGAAUAUCUGAGUUGUUUACUGGAGUACUUGGAAAAAUACAUAGAUCUCAUUACAGAAAUACGCCCAUGUGAGUUGCUUUCUUUUCCCUUUUUGGAAAUAAAUAUUGUCCUGUUGAGAAUUCUGUUAUAAAA
Molecule: messenger RNA, 1357 nt
Organism: Cloeon dipterum
Lineage: Eukaryota; Metazoa; Arthropoda; Insecta; Ephemeroptera; Baetidae
Exons: 6
Coding region: 115-969 (284 amino acids)
Source: RefSeq, a predicted model, not a curated record